GCCGGUCACAUGACCACAUCAGAACUAGCCGGAUCCCCGAGUUUGAUGCGUUCUCUUGGGCGAAGUGAAAUUUUGACAAAUUGUUUCUGAUUUUGUUGUGCAAGUUUUAUAAUAUAAAAAAAAAUGGCUAAAAAACGCGCAACGAAAAGGAAAGCUGCGGCUGCCGUAGCAGUAAAGAACGACGUUGAAGAGAGUCACGACGAGGAAGAAUCAAACGUAGAAGAGAAUGGAGUUGCUAGUACUUCGAAAUCGAAAGCCGGCGGAAAAAAGAAAUCAGUGGCUAAAUCAGAACCGAAAGCCGAAUCUUCCAAAACGAAGCCCAAGUCAUCCAAAGCUAAAUCGGACUCUGAAGAAGACGAAGAAGAUUACGAGGUGGAAAAAAUUAUCGACGUGAAUACCAAGAAAAAUGGCAAACGAGAAUUCUUGAUCCGAUGGAAGAACUAUUCAGCUAAACACGAUACUUGGGAACCCGAAGAUAAUCUAUCUUGCGAUGAACUGAUCGCUAAAUUUCUGGAACUCCAGGAGGAGCGAGAUAAACAGCCUCGUAAAGAAUUAAGAGAACAUCCCAAGUCAGUAUCUCGUUAUACUGCACAAUCCGGUCGUAAAAGCAAGAGAACUGCCGGCGCUCAGAAAAGUUACACCGAAGCUGAAGACGAAGACGAAGACGAUGCUUAAAAGCACUUUGUUUUCUUCUACAACAUUCUAGUUUUAUUGGAAUGUCGAACGAUUUUGUCAGUAUGUUGUAAACACACGAACAGUUCCGAUUCCUGCUAUAUUAUUUUUUAAGCUGUAUGUAGAGUUUUAUCGCAAAACUCGAUUUUGAAUAAUUGAUUGCACGUUUAUUAUUUUUUUUUUCUUCAAUUUUUUAAAUGUAUUGUACGAGUUUUCCAACUCCCAGUUACGUAUGUAUUAUUUUUCGACUCAGUUGAGGGUUUGAAAAAUUCAAGAUGAAAUUCCUGAUUUGUAUUUUUGUUUACGUUCUGUACUAUUAGUAUCCUUACUUAAUAUUUCUUUUAAAACAUUCUUCUUUUUACUAUAUGAUCUACGAUUAUUUUUUUAUAUUAUUUGUUAAGUUUUUUCUCUUUUCAUUUUUGUAGUCGUCGUCGUCGUGGAAAUGGCAACCUACAUUUGGUUAGAUUCUGCUUGGGUUGGAUUAACACCAUCGGAAAGAGUUUUUUUAGAACAGUUUUACUAGUAACUCGUUUAUUAAGUGACGUUGAGAUUGUCUCGUCUUCUUUUUAUUUUUUUUUUGUACGUAUCUGAUUAUAUAUUUUAUGUGAGUAUUCGGUUUCACAUGUAUUUUAUUAUUUUUUAAAGACAAUAUGAAUUGAUUAAAAGGUUCCGUUUAUCUAAA
Planococcus citri (citrus mealybug) is the source of this 1354-nucleotide messenger RNA. RefSeq names its product heterochromatin protein 1-like. The coding region runs from base 124 to 675 and encodes 183 amino acids. Gene Ontology annotation, molecular function: chromatin binding. Gene Ontology annotation, cellular component: pericentric heterochromatin. NCBI's taxonomy places the organism in Eukaryota, Metazoa, Arthropoda, Insecta, Hemiptera, Pseudococcidae. The transcript is spliced from 7 exons. Gene Ontology annotation, biological process: chromatin organization; negative regulation of transcription by RNA polymerase II. The record is from RefSeq and is a predicted model, not a curated record.